ACUAAUGAGUUUCGUAAACGCUUUUGGCAGAAAAGACGUAUGUUUUAAGUUUAUCAAGAACAGGAAAAAUACACCCAUCAUCAACAAAAUGCAAAAUUGCAAAAAUUUCUGUGCACUGUAAAUUAAAUGAAGAUAGAAAAUAUAAAAAAAGAACAUUGAAUUUUAUUUUAUUUUUCUGCAACAAUUUGAGACGGUCGUCCUUGAAAAAUGGCUCAAGUAAAUGAAAUAGAACCAACGUGGAACAUCCUCGGCGACAGUUUCCCCAAACAAUACGAAGUACCUGAGGAAGUUGAAAAGAAACCUAAAGCGGAAAAUAUAAGCAAAAUCAAGCUAAAGCUGCAGGACAUACAGGAUGCUCAUAAUAGGAUCAAGAGCGACGUCGUAUUUACACCAGUAAUCGAAGCUAAAUAUGUAGGAAAAAACUUUUGUAAUGUUUUCUUGAAAUGCGAGAAUUUACAGAACACAGGAAGUUUCAAAGCACGUGGAGCUUGUAAUAUACUGUCCAGCAUGUCGCCCUCAGACAAAAGCAAAGGUUGCACCGUAUCGGGUGGUAGAAACUACCUUAGCGCGAUGACAUACUACGGAUUCAAGCAGUCAGUGCCUAUCAACGUGAUAGUACCGAAGGAUUGUCCUCUGGUCGACAAACACACGUACAAGGAGAACUUCGCGAUUGUGAAAGUUCACGGCAAUGAUCUGAACGACGCCAGCCUGCAUGCACUCACUUACUGUGACGAAAUUGGUUCCAAUUAUGUUCACGGGUCUGACCGCUUGGACCUGAUAGCGGGCUACGGCACUCUAGGGUUGGAAUUACUUACUCAGAUGGACAAGAUGGAUGCUAUAUUAUGUCCGGUCGGCAGUGGCGGCCUUGUGGCCAGCCUCGUACUGGCUGUCAAGAGUCUAAAGCCUAAUUGUUUAAUUUACGGCGUUGAAUGUUCGGCGGCUCCUACAAUGACUAAAGCGCUCCAAGAAAAGAAGCCAGUUAUGAUACAACUAAACCCGACCAUCGCUGACAGUCUCAGUACCAUCAUAGCCAGUAAUAACGCUUUCAACAUUGUAAGAGGAUACUUGGACAGAAUGAUAACAGUCGAUGAAGUGUGGAUAUCGCGAGCCAUGAUCAACAUUCUGGAACGAGAAAAGAUGGUGGUGGAAGGUGCCGCUGCCUGUCCUGUCGCUGCGGUGAUGGCUGGGAAGGUUCCGGAGCUACGCGGUAAAAACAUCGUGUGCGUAUUAUCUGGCGGCAACAUCAACAGCAGUCGCAUGUCACGGGUGAUCGACCGCGGCAUGGCGGCGGAGGGCCGCCUCGUCAAGUUCAGCGUGGCGCUGCCCGACGUGCCGGGCGCCAUGGCCAAGCUGCUGGCGAAGGUCACGGACAACGGCGCCGACGUCAAGAGCUUCGUACCCGAACGGGCGUGGAUGAGAAGAGAUAUCUUUACAGUUUCUGUAAAUAUGCUGAUUGAAACAAGCGACAUACAUCACGCCAAGGAUUUAGAAAAGAAAUUACUCAAGGACUACCCUCACUCGCACUUUAUUAUGUUAUAGCUGAUCUGAUACUUCCGUUGGUUUCGUACCCGUCUGUAAAUGUUACCUACACGCCAUCACUUUUCAUUAAAAUAUUACAAUAAAUUAUUCCUACAAUA
Messenger RNA from Trichoplusia ni (cabbage looper), 1637 nucleotides. Its product is annotated as L-threonine ammonia-lyase-like. Gene Ontology annotation, molecular function: threonine deaminase activity; pyridoxal phosphate binding; L-serine ammonia-lyase activity. Lineage: Eukaryota; Metazoa; Arthropoda; Insecta; Lepidoptera; Noctuidae. Bases 208 to 1539 code for a protein of 443 amino acids. The transcript has 9 exons. The record is from RefSeq and is a predicted model, not a curated record. Gene Ontology annotation, biological process: L-threonine catabolic process; L-serine catabolic process.